CAUUCUCUGCGUUGUAGUACAAUGGAGCAGACUCAAGAAAAUAGAAGACUAGAAGCUCGGAUUUGGAGCGAGGUUUUCAUUGUCUGCGCUGAAGGAUUAAGUGAUUAACCCUACUCUCUCACUAAAAAGUUGGUGCAUGGAGAAUAUAGCUUGGAGAAGGAUGUCUUGAGCAAAGAAGGCACUUCUGCAACAACAGAUGGCUCAAAUGGUGGUUUAUGUCAUUCCGAGUUGACUCCUCGAACACCGCAGUUCAGUUCAAAGAUCCGAUAACACAGGUUGUCUGUUGCUGCCCGUGCUCCUCCUCGAACUCGAAGAAGCAGAAACAGAUCGCUGAGCUAACAGAAAACAGGAGGCACACGAACACAACGCUGGAGAAUCUGAAAGGUAAUAUUUCAGAACAGAGUUCAGGCGAUAGCAAGAAAUUAUGUAGCAGUCCGAUGUUUUGUCUCUCUAUUGUUCGGCCUGAAAUGGAAACUGUGAUCCAGUUUGCCUUCAGUUUCAUCGCUUUUCUCUCUUCCUGGAUAAUCGAGGGAAGGAAGGAAGUGAAACCUCCCGACAGGCGGAGAUUGCCACCAGGCCCGCCGAGGCUGCCUGUGAUCGGACACUUGCACCACAUCAUAGGACCACUUCCGCAUCACUACCCUCUGAGGAAUCUGGCGAGCAAGUACGGGCCGCUGAUGCACCUCAAGUUUGGUGAAGUCACCGCGAUCAUUGUGUCCUCAGCUGAGGUUGCGGAGAAGGUGCUGAAAACUCACGAUCCUGCAUGUGCAGAUAGGCCAAAGAGCGUGGCCACGCAGAUAAUGUGGUACAACUAUAGCGAUAUUGUGUUUAGCCCUUACGGCGAUUACUGGAGGCAGAUGCGCAAAAUAUGCAUCUUGGAGCUGCUGAGCGCGAAGAAUGUCCGGUCAUUUGAGUACAUCAGGAAGGACGAGGCGUCACUUCUCAUCGAGUCGAUUCAGUCAACUCGUGGUGCGCCAUUCAACCUGACCGAGAAGAUCUUCUUGUUCAUGAAUUCUAUGACGUGCAGAGCCGCAUUCGGGAACGCAUCCAUGGACAGGGCGGCGGCAAUUAAGCUGAUCAAGAAAGCGAUCUGUUUGGCGGGUCACUUUGACCUGGCCGAUCUCUUUCCUUCGAUCAAACUAUUUGAUCUCAUCACUUGGAACAGAUUCGAGCUGCUGAAGCUGCGGCGGAAACUGGACAAGAUUCUGGACGACGUGAUUGAUGAGCACGAAAGGAAUCUUGCUUCGACCAAGAUGGGCUACGGGGAGUUGGGCACUGAAGAUUUGGUCGAUGUUCUUCUGCGGUUGAAGGGAAGUGGCGAGCUCGAGUUAUCCAUAACCAACGACAGCAUCAAAUCCGUUAUCUUCGAUAUGUUUGCUGCUGGCACGGAAUCUUCGUCGACAACAGUGGACUGGGCCAUGGCGGAACUAAUGAGCAACCCACGCGUGAUGGCAAAAGCACGAGACGAGAUAAGGCAAGCUUUCAGAGGAAGGGAAACGAUCAAGGAGUCUGAGAUCCGAACGCUCAAGUAUCUCAAGAUGGUCAUAAACGAGACGCUGAGGCUGCACCCUCCGGUUUCCAUAAUCCCGAGAGCGUGCAGGGAGGAGGAGCUCGAGAUAGACGGGUAUCACAUACCUCUCAACGCCAACGUGAUUGUCAACAUCUGGUCGAUUGGAAGAGACCCGAAGUAUUGGCACGAUGCAGAGAGUUUUGAGCCGGAAAGGUUCGAGGAGAAUCCGAUCGAUUUCUUGGGGAGUCACUUCGAGUACAUCCCGUUUGGAUCGGGGAAGAGGAUCUGCCCCGGUAUGGCAUUUGGCGUGGCCAACGUGGAAUUCGUUCUAGCGCAACUCCUCUAUCACUUCGACUGGGAGCUUCCUCCGGGGGUCAGCCGCGAUGAUCUGGAUAUGGCUGAGGUCGCCGGCAUUGCCGUGUCAAGAAAGAGUAGCCUUCGUUUGAUUGCUGAACCGUACGAUCAUGCCUUGGACAAGACUAUAGUCGAGUAGAAGAAUGAAUCGGUUUCGUGUGAGUGUGUUAGCCUAGUGGUAGUGUGGUUAAUGACUGAAGCAAAAAAAAAAUUUAGCUCUAGCAGGGAAAAAUGGAGAAUCAUUAUUGAUACUUAAAAAAAAGAAGUGCAGAUUAGGGCACCUAGUGGCUAGUAUGAUGAGUAGUUUAGAGGUUGUAAUUAACUAUAGCCAUAAUUCUCAAAAAAAAAAAAAAAAAAACCAAUCACCAUAGUGGCAACUAGCAAGUAAUAUUCUCCGAUUUCAUGUGUAUCAUUAUGUCCUACUCUUAUCAUUAUUAUUUUAAUAAUAAAUUUUAUAAAAA
This is a messenger RNA of Salvia miltiorrhiza (redroot sage), 2325 nucleotides long. Its product is annotated as premnaspirodiene oxygenase-like. Bases 216 to 2003 code for a protein of 595 amino acids. NCBI's taxonomy places the organism in Eukaryota, Viridiplantae, Streptophyta, Magnoliopsida, Lamiales, Lamiaceae. Gene Ontology annotation, molecular function: heme binding; monooxygenase activity; oxidoreductase activity, acting on paired donors, with incorporation or reduction of molecular oxygen. The transcript is spliced from 4 exons. The record is from RefSeq and is a predicted model, not a curated record.